Hylaeus anthracinus is the source of this 3842-nucleotide messenger RNA. RefSeq lists its product as uncharacterized. Bases 81 to 3842 code for a protein of 1253 amino acids. The record is from RefSeq and is a predicted model, not a curated record. NCBI's taxonomy places the organism in Eukaryota, Metazoa, Arthropoda, Insecta, Hymenoptera, Colletidae. The transcript has 21 exons.
UUGUUCACCAUUCAGGUUGAAAUUACUUAUACCAACUGCGCCAUACGUGUCACGUCUUCAAUACUCAACUCGGUGCAGAGAUGAGGAGCACCAUCAUAUUCGCCAUCGUUUUCCUCGCGACGGGAGUACGAUGCAACCAUUUGACGCAGGUCGUGCAGACAGACAAAGGGCCCGUUCAGGGCAUAACGAUGAAAACAUUGUUUAACGAUCGCGAGUACUCAGCCUUCCUCGGGAUUCCCUUCGCGAAACCACCGGUAGACGAUCGCAGAUUUAAGGACCCUGAAGAAAUUGACCCAUGGACCAAAGUGCUAAACGCUACAAGUCAGGCACCAGCAUGUGCCCAAGGUUACUUCACUGGGCCUAUAGGGAAGGAAGAUUGCCUGUACCUAAACGUAUACGUCCCAGGUGGUGGAUCCAGUGGCGGUGGCGACUUGAAACCAGUGUUGUUUUGGAUAUACGGCGGUGGAUUCGUAUCAGGAGUGUCUUUCCAGGGCACGUACGGACCCGACUGGUUUAUAGAGGAGGACAUAAUCAUGGUUGCAACGAACUAUCGCCUCGGUGCUCUAGGAUUCCUGUCACUUGGUCUUCCUGAUGCAUCGGGCAAUCAAGCUCUGAAGGAUCAGAACAUGGCUAUGCAGUGGGUGCAAAAGAAUAUUGCAAAUUUCGGUGGCGAUCCUAAUCGAGUGACCAUAAUGGGUGAGAGCGCUGGCGCUUGCUCGGUGAUGAAUCACGUAGCGUCGCCCAUGUCGGCAGAUUUGUUCUCGCAGGCCAUCAUUCAGAGCGGUACUGCCUUGGCUCCGUGGUCGUUCAAAACACCAGCGCAAUCCCUCGCGAUAGGCUUUACGUUCGGCACCAUGCUGGGGAUUGUGACUCCGAGUAACGAGGACUUACUUAAGAGGCUGAAGCAAGUUGACAUAGCUGAUAUCGUGAUGGCAUCAUUGGAAAUGACCGCCGCCAGUGCAGUCACACCCAUCAUGAUACCGUGGGGACCUACGUACGAAACUAACACUGAUAACGAUUUCCUGGACAAUUGUCCUUUAUCGUUCAUGGAAUCUGGAAACUACAACCAAGUUCCUAUAUUGAUGGGUUACAACAAGAACGAGUCGUUGCUGUUUGGAAUUGCGAUUGAAACGAUGCGGGCGGAGUUGAUCGGUGGUCUGGACACCCUCGAUAGGUUAUCGUUUGGCGCGACUAAGCUUUUCUCGAAAAUGUUGGGGAAAAUAGCCAAUGGCACUGAAGACGAGAUAUUGAAGAUAGCUGACUUGUACUUGUUCACCGCGCCGGCUGAUCUGGCGCAAAGGGUUUUGCAGAGGAAUAACAGUGGCAACCCCAUUUACUAUUACCGAUUGUCGUACGACACGGAGCACAAUUUCCACAGAUUCCUCGAACCAAGAAGAGGAGGUACGGCUCACAUGGACGACCUUCCUUUGCUGUUACCUAUGUAUGUCAUCCAGCCCACUGAUCCUCAAGACCCCUACAAUGUGUACUCCAAAAGGCUCGUCACACUGUGGUCCAAUUUCAUCAAACAUGGAAAUCCUUCACCAGGCAAGAAUGCCAGUAACGACACAACGUGGAAACGAUCAGGAGAUCAAGGAUUGCAGAUAGAUUUUGGCAACGAAGACUUCGUCAUGCACGACCGUUUGAUGAGUCCAGAGGAUGAGGAGUACGAGAAGGCGUUCUACUCUAUCUUGCCAGUCCUCCAAGGCUGCUUGAAUUCUACAGACAGCAACGACGGCAAGAAUAAAGAAACAAAGACUGAAGCACCAAACGAAACGAAGAAUGAGGGACCAAACGAAAAGAAGGAUGAAGGACCAAACGAAAAGAAGAAUGAAGAUCCAAACGAAAAGAAGCAUGAAGGACCAACUGAAAAGAAGCAUGAAGGACCAACUGAAAAGAAGAAUGAAGCACCAACUGAAAAGAAACAUGAAGCGCCAACUGAAAAGAAACAUGAAGCGCCAACUGAAAAGAAACAUGAAUUCGAAAAGAUGCGAGAAUACGAAAAGAAGCAAGAAUACGACAAGAAGAAUGAAUACGAAAAGAAACAAGAAUACGAAAAGAAGAAUGAACGGUUCAACCAAUGGUUCCAAUCGCAGAAUCAACAGAGUUACUUAUACCAACUGCGCCAUACGUGCCACGUCUUCAAUAUUCAACUUGGUGCAGAGAUGAGGAGAACCUUCUUCUUCGCCGUCGUUUUCCUCGUGACGGGGACACUAUGUCUAGAAUUGACGAGUGUCGUGCAGACCGAUAAGGGUCCCAUUCAAGGCAGGAAAAUGGAGACUGCGUUUAACAGGGUCAAAUAUUCUGCCUUCCUCGGGGUUCCCUUCGCGAAACCACCUGUAGGCGACCUGAGAUUCAGGGAUCCCGUUGAACCCGAUCCGUGGAACGACGUGGUAAAUGCUACAGAGGAUGGACCCUUCUGUAUACAAUCUUUCAUCAUUGGACCUUUCGGAAAGGAAGACUGCCUGUACCUGAACGUAUACACUCCUGUUACCGACUUCAGCAGCGGUGGCAAGUUGAAACCAGUCCUAUUUUGGAUCUACGGGGGUGCAUUCGCUCUAGGAAUGGGUACAAAUGCUGUAUACGGGCCUGACUGGUUCCUGGAGGACGACAUAGUCGUAGUCUCUGUAGCCUACCGUCUCGGUGCUCUAGGAUUUAUGUCACUCGGUAUUCCUGAAGCCUCAGGCAAUCAAGGUCUGAAGGAUCAGAAUUUGGGUAUGCAGUGGGUGCAGAAGAACAUCGAGAAAUUCGGUGGCGAUCCUAACCGAGUGACCAUAAUGGGUGAAAGCGCUGGUGCUUGCUCGGUGUUGCACCACUUGGCGUCACCCAUGUCGAAAGGUUUGUUCCAUCAGGCAAUCGCCGAAAGCGGUUCCUCCUUGGUCCCGUGGGGUUACAAAUCACCGAUGGAUGCUCUGAUGGUUGCGCAAUCGUUUGGCGCAUUUGUGGGAUACCCCUCUUUAACAGGCAAGGCGUUAGUAGAGAAAUUACAGAAAAUGGACGCCAUAGAGCUCGUAAAGGCGUCUGGAAAAUGGGCCUUCAUCGGUGCAGUGAGUCCUCUCAUCCUGCCGUGGGCUCCAACGUAUGAAUGUAACUCUGACAAUCCUUUCCUGACCAAUUGUCCUCUGUCGUACUUGAAAUCAGGAAACUACAGUCGCGUUCCCGUAUUGAUGGGUUACAAUAAAGAAGAAGCUGUUCUAUUCGCGCCAGUGGUAGAAGUGCUACGACAGGUGCUCUCCUCCAAAUUGCACGCCAUUAAUAGGUUAUCGUUGAACGCGGCUUGGCCUUUCACUCAGAUGAUAGAUAUGUGCGCGAACGGUACCGAACAACAGUUGAUAGAGUUGGCAAACGGACUGUUGUUCCAAGCGCCAAUCGAUCUUACGCAGAGGUUGCUGGUCAAGCACAAUGGCGACAAGCCUGUUUACUUCUACCGAUUCUCCUACAACACAAACCGUAAUAUACACAAAAUGGUAGUGCCACGACAGGACGGCGCGGCUCACACCGACGAACUUCCUCUGCUGUUCCGCAUGGGUCUUAUGAACCCCGCUGACCCAGACGAUCCUUAUAACGUGUACUCCAAGAGGUUUGUUUCUCUGUGGACGCAUUUCAUCAAAUAUGGUAAUCCUACUGAUUCCGAGAAUAAAGUAAGCAAGGCAGACUGGAAACCAUCGGGCGAGAAUGGGCUGCAAAUAGAUAUCGGAAACGAGGUAUUCGAAAUGCACAAUCGUUUGAUGAACGAGGACGGUAAAAUGUUUCAGGGGAUAUACGCUGCUGCGUUACCAUUCAUAACUGGCUGCAAGGAUGCGAACGAUACCAGUCUGUAUGACAAUAGUAAUAACGGUUCGUAA